AUGACCCCGCCCCCAUCUACAACGGAACCCGCCCCCAUCUACAACGGACCCCUCCCCAUCUACAAUGGACCCCGCCCCAUCUACAACGGACCCCACCCCAUCUGCCCCGCCCCAUCUACCAAUGACCCCGCCCCAUCUACAACGAACCCCGCCCCAUCUACCACUGCCCCACCCCCAUCUGCCCCUGCCCCCGCCCCAUCUACAACGAACCCCGCCCCAUCUACCACUGCCCCGCCCCAUAUAUCACUGACUUUCGGUGUAGCGCGGUGCUCGCAACACCAAGGGGUGUUGGGUUCGACUCCCGUCGGGGACCAGUACGGAAUUAACCCUAGCCCCCAGACCCCCCAGACCCCCCCAGACCCCCAGGCCCCUCAGAUCCCCAGACCCCCCAGAUCCCCAGACCCCCCCAGGUCCCCAGACCCCCCAGGUCCCCAGACCCCCAGGCCCCCCAGAUCCCCCCAGACCUCCCCAGAUCCCCAGGCCCCCAGAUCCCCAGACCCCCAGACCCCCCAGGUCCCCAGACCCCCCCAGGUCCCCAGAUCCCCAGGCCCCCAGAUCCCCCAGACCUCCCCAGACCCCCAGGCCCCCAGACCCCCGAUCUAA
Salmo salar (Atlantic salmon) is the source of this 603-nucleotide messenger RNA. The record is from RefSeq and is a predicted model, not a curated record. NCBI's taxonomy places the organism in Eukaryota, Metazoa, Chordata, Actinopteri, Salmoniformes, Salmonidae.